This is a messenger RNA of Tachyglossus aculeatus (Australian echidna), 4041 nucleotides long. Its product is annotated as putative PIP5K1A and PSMD4-like protein. Bases 16 to 3975 code for a protein of 1319 amino acids. Gene Ontology annotation, molecular function: phosphatidylinositol kinase activity. NCBI's taxonomy places the organism in Eukaryota, Metazoa, Chordata, Mammalia, Monotremata, Tachyglossidae. The record is from RefSeq and is a predicted model, not a curated record. The transcript has 28 exons. Gene Ontology annotation, biological process: phosphatidylinositol metabolic process.
GGGGCGACCGCCAAGAUGGCGACGGCCUCCUCCGGGGCCACGGUCGGGGCCCCCCCGCCGGAGACCGGGGCCCACAACGCCGCCGCCGGCAGCGGGGCCGGCGGCGGGGGACCCGCAGGCUCUGCCACCUUCAAGAAAUCCCUGACGCCGGAGGCGCCCGGCUCGUCCAGCCAGCCCGGCUUACUGACCAUCAAGAAGAUUGGCCACCGUGGGGUGGAUUCCACCGGAGAGACCACGUACAAGAAGACCACCUCGUCCGCCCUGAAAGGCGCCAUCCAGCUGGGCAUCACCCACACCGUGGGCAGCCUGAGCACCAAACCCGAGCGUGACGUGCUCAUGCAGGACUUCUACGUGGUGGAGAGCAUCUUCUUCCCCGGGGAGGGCAGCAACUUGACGCCCGCCCAUCACUACAACGACUUCCGCUUCAAGACGUACGCCCCCGUGGCCUUCCGCUACUUCAGGGAGCUGUUCGGCAUCCGGCCCGACGACUACCUGUACUCCCUGUGCAGCGAGCCGCUCAUCGAGCUGUGUAACUCGGGGGCCAGCGGCUCCAUCUUCUACGUGUCCAGCGACGACGAGUUCAUCAUCAAGACGGUGCAGCACAAGGAGGCCGAGUUCCUGCAGAAGCUGCUCCCCGGCUACUACAUGAACCUGAACCAGAACCCGCGGACGCUGCUGCCCAAGUUCUACGGGCUGUACUGCGUGCAGGCGGGCGGCAAGAACAUCCGCAUCGUGGUGAUGAACAACCUGCUGCCGCGCUCGGUGCGCAUGCAGGCCCGCUACGACCUGAAGGGCUCCACGUACAAGCGGCGGGCCUCGCCCAAGGAGCGCGACAAGACCUUCCCCACCUUCAAGGACCUGGACUUCCUGCAGGACCUGCCGGACGGGCUGCUCCUGGACACCGACAUGUACUGCGCGCUCUGCAAGACUCUGCAGCGCGACUGCCUGGUGCUGCAGAGCUUCAAGAUCAUGGACUACAGCCUGCUGGUGUCCAUCCACAACAUGGAGCACGCCCAGCGCGAGCGGGCCCCGGCCGACCCCUGCGGCCCCGCCGCCGACACGCGCAAGCCGGCCGCCCAGAAGGCCCUCUACUCCACCGCCAUGGAGUCCAUCCAGGGCGAGGCCCGACGCGGGGGCACCGUCGAGACCGACGACCAGAUGGGCGGCAUCCCCGCCCGCAACCACAGAGGGGAACGGCUGCUGCUCUACAUCGGCAUCAUCGACGUCCUGCAGUCCUACAGGUUCAUGAAGAAGCUGGAGCAUUCCUGGAAAGCCCUGGUUCACGACGGGGUGAGUGGAGGCGGGCGCGCGGGGAUUCCUCUUCCUCGGACACAGUUUCAGUGCACAGGCCGGGCUUCUACGCCGAGCGGUUCCAGCGCUUCAUGUGCCAGACGGUUUUCAAGAAAGUCCCUCGUAAGUGGACCCCCCCCGGCCGGCUCCCCUCACCCCCACCGCGGACCCCGGGGGCCGCCCGGCCCCAUCUCAUCCGGCCGCCUCCUCUUCCUCCCGCGCGGCAGCACCCCAAGGCCUGGGAUGUCUCUGCCCCUUCCCCCAACCGUCACCCCGCCGAAUCGGCCGGUUGCCGGGGGAGAGCGCGCUGAGCCGGCCCCCGUCUCCCCCCCUCCCUCCGUCGCUCUCCAAGUGAAGCCGUCCCCGUCCAAAAAGAGCCGCACGGGCACCUCCCUGCCCCGGCGCCCGGGGCCCGGGGGCAACGCCACCUCGCAGCCCCCCACCGACGACCCCGACACCGCCGCCGCCGUCGCCAGGGCGCAGCUGACCACCGAGGCCGACGUGGAGCCAGGGGUUCACCUGGGCCGCCCCGAUCUCCUGCCCCACACCCCGCCCGUGGAAGAGGGUAACAGCGAUUCGGCCGCCACCACCCUGUCCACCUCCUCGUUGGGCAGCGGGGCCCUCAACUCGCCCACCAACAGUAGCCCGACGGCCUUCGGGCCUCGUCUGGACCCCUCUCCCUCCGUGUGGGCGGGAGCCGGACCCCCGCGCUUUCCCCCGGCCCGGCUGACCCCCCCCGCCUCCCGCAGCGCGUCUCCCGGACCGCCGCUGGCCGAGAGCCCCCCGGACCUCGCGGGGCCCUUGCUGGACGCCCCCGAGUCCGAGUUCAGCCACGUAAGUGCCGGGGCCGCAGGGAGUGAGGAAGUCACCCCGACUCUCCCGGCUCCAGACCAAGGUUCCUCCUCUCUCCGCAAGGUCCCGAGGUACCGGCCCCACCCCGGGCGCUGCCGAGAGCCCCCCGGCCCCGCCGCCCACCACCCGGCGGUUCCCCCCGGCCCCCCACCUUCUCCCAGCGAGGGGACCCGUCCCGCCGGCCCCCCUCCCCUCCGUGCCCCCCUUUCCCCGGAGGAAGAGGACGACUCGGAAGCGACUCGGGUGGGCCGAGGAGGACGCCCGCCCCGGCCGCAAACCCCCCGGGAAGUUGAGUCGGGGGUCCCCGCAGGUCAACGCUCCCGCGGCCUGGACCCCCGUCCCCGGGACACACGCGCCACCCCCCCCGACUCUCUUCACAGACCUUUCCCCUCUGCCCCGUCUCCGGAGACCCCCUUCACCUCUCCCGUCCCGCGCACAGAUCCCAGCCCAGCCUCCCUCGGGAGGCUUGGCCUCCGGGACUACAACUCCCAGCGGGCUGCGCGGCCGGCAGUGGGCGGGACCGGAACCUCCGGCCCCGCCGGGGACUACAACUCCCAGCGGGCCGCGCGGCCGGCAGCGGGACCGGAAGUGGGCCGCGCCGGCGCGGCCAAUGGGGGCCGGGCUUGUUGGCGGGGGCCGCUCGGCGGAGAAGGAGCCAAGAUGGUGUUGGAAAGCACCAUGGUGUGCGUGGACAACAGCGAGUACAUGCGCAACGGGGACUUCCUGCCCACGCGGCUGCAGGCCCAGCAGGACGCGGUCAACAUCGUCUGCCACUCCAAGACCCGCAGCCACCCCGAGAACAACGUGGGACUCCUCACGCUGGCCAACGACUGCGAGGUGCUGACCACGCUGACCCCGGACACGGGCCGGAUCCUGUCGAAGCUGCACACCGUCCAGCCCAAGGGCCGCAUCACCUUCUGCACCGGCAUCCGCGUGGCUCACCUGGCCCUGAAGCACCGACAGGGGAAGAACCACAAGAUGCGGAUCAUCGCCUUCGUGGGCAGCCCCGUGGAGGACAACGAGAAAGACUUGGUGAAGUUGGCCAAGCGCCUGAAGAAGGAGAAGGUCAACGUCGACAUCAUCAACUUCGGGGAGGAGGAGGCGAACACGGACAAGCUGACGACGUUCAUCAACACCCUGAACGGGAAGGACGGGACGGGGUCGCACCUGGUGACGGUGCCGCCGGGCCCCAGCCUGGCGGAUGCCCUGAUCAGCUCCCCGAUCCUGGCCGGCGAGGGCGGCGCCAUGCUGGGCCUCGGCGCCAGCGACUUCGAGUUCGGCGUCGACCCCAGCGCCGACCCCGAACUGGCCCUGGCCCUGCGCGUGUCCAUGGAGGAGCAGCGGCAGCGGCAGGAGGAGGAGGCCCGGCGAGCCGCGGCGGCGUCGGCCGCCGAAGCGGGGAUCGCCACGGCCGGGGCCGACGAUUCAGACGAUGCGCUGCUGAAGAUGACCAUGGGGCAGCCGGAGAUGGGCCGCCGCGGGCUGCCGGAUCUCAGCAGCAUGACCGAGGAGGAGCAGAUCGCCUACGCCAUGCAGAUGUCCCUGCAGGGCGCCGAGUUCGGUCAGGCGGAGGCGGCCGACCUGGACCCCAGCAGCGCCAUGGACACGUCCGAGCCCGUCAAGGAGGAGGACGACUACGACGUGAUGCAGGACCCCGAGUUCCUGCAGAGCGUCCUGGAGAGCCUGCCGGGCGUGGACCCCAACAACGAGGCCAUCCGCAACGCCAUGGGCUCCCUCGGCUCGCAGCCCCCCAAGGACGGCAAGAAGGACGGCAGGAAGGAGGACAACGAGGACGACGAGGAGGAGGAGGAGGAGGAGGAAGAGAAGGAGUGAGACUAGGGGAGGGGAGGGGACGCUCGGGCAGGCUGGAGCCCCAAUAAAGCCACAGUUUCCUUCGCC